Molecule: messenger RNA, 3813 nt
Organism: Leptinotarsa decemlineata (Colorado potato beetle)
Lineage: Eukaryota; Metazoa; Arthropoda; Insecta; Coleoptera; Chrysomelidae
Gene: Epg5
Product: ectopic P-granules autophagy protein 5
Biological process (GO): autophagosome maturation
Cellular component (GO): cytoplasm
Source: RefSeq, a predicted model, not a curated record
AUCACAUAAUCUUCCAGUUAUUGAGAAUGAAAAUUCUUUCACACGUUUCACUGCAGAACCAUCAAAUCCAGAUGAAAUUAAAGAAGUGGAAUGUAUAACUGUUGAUCCAGAGAUUUCACAUGCAAGUCAAAAGAAUGUUGAAGUAAAAGAAUUUGAAGAAUGUCCCGGAAAUUCCUUUGUGGAACAAACAAGUGCAUAUCAUGAAGAAAAAAUCGUUUCCAUUGAAGUUUCAAAUAAGGAUAAUUCACCUGAUUUCAACAAACUCAUGAAUAUGAAUAAACAAAUAGUUGAUGAAAUAGAACCUAUAACGGCUUAUAAACCAGAAAAACCUAGAGAAAAUACGAUGAAUAUUUGCAGUGUAAUGAAACCUUAUACCGAAUCUCAGCUAAGUGCUCUAUAUCAUAACAAUGAAUUAGUAACAAUAGAUGCAUUUAAUUCUCAAUUUGUAGAAGCAGAACUAAAAGGAACAGCCAUGAAACAACAUCCCUUGUAUGAAAUGCUCUCAAAUUAUUUACAUGUUCGUGACAAAAUUACUGGAAACACAUUGGAAUUGCAUCAAAUACGAAAGGAGUAUAAGUCACUUCAAAACGAACUGUGGACUAUAGAAACAGCCUCUGUAACGUCUCGAGGAGAAUGUCAAGAUGGAACGGUCGUAACAGCUUCGCAUACUUACAAUAAGAGUAUCUUUCACAGAUCUGUCUUUCAAAAUAUUGUAAGACUGUUGGGGAAUGUCCAGAAUUUGACUUACCAAAAUCACAGUCUGUACUUGUUUUCUGCAGACGAAUUACAUUUGCAGAUCGAAUUGUAUCUUCAAGGUGUAAUAUUGAAUUGUAUGAGUGUAACUCAACUGACCGAAGGUUCACCUGUUGCCUUAACCUCCGAAAGUGAACCCCUACAUUUGAAACAUUACCUUGGGGAAUUGAGGUUAUGUAUUUCAAUUUUGUUUGCUUUUCAAAGAAAAAUCAUUAGAGAAGUGGAAUUUAUCAAUGAAACAAGGACUUGGUUAUCUAAUUUGAUUGCAGUUCUAUUGAGAUUAGCAAAUUUUCAAGACCACCUAUUUAUAUUGAACCAUGUCCUGAGAUGUCCUGCUGGUGUAGGUAUUUGGGCAUCAUCCUUCAUUCAAAUGCCUCUAGACUUGAGAUCUUCCUCUUCUCCAUUUGCAAAUAUUCAAACGAAUCACAUACUUACCGUCCUUGCUACGAUUUUGAAACCUAUCACAGCUAGAGAAGAGUUUUUAGAAGAUAUGGCACAAAAUAAAGAUAUGGCGGCGGAUGCCUUGUGGACUGUAAUAGAUUCUGAUGGAGAAGAAGAUGAGGAAUCAACUGGAACGUCCUUGAAAGAAAAUGAUUUGGUAGCUUUGUUGAAUCAGUUGCCCUUGGACGAUUUAUUUCGAAACGUUUUAUUGGUACAACAUAGAGAUUUCAAAGACUCUUAUGACAUCACGGUAAUAACAGAACACCACCUACUAAGAUAUCUUGCAUUCUCAACAGUUUUGUUAAAAAUAUUACACAAAGGACUUCAAACUUAUAAUCAACCAAGAUACAAUCAAUUUUCAAAGAGACUCAGUCGAUUUAUUCGGCAUGUUGUUCAGUAUGCUACCGAUCAAUGGGAACAGUUUUUAAAGGUGCAGAUUAUCGAAGACAAAGCCAUGCUGGAGAGACUUCAGGUUGAAUACGAUGCAUUUUUCCUGAGGGCCAUUUACUAUCUAUACUCUUCACAAAAACUUGGUGCAUGGCAAUUUCUAGCUGUAAUACCUUAUAAUAUGGUAACACUGCCAACUCUGUGGAAAAUAUUUUAUUUUUUACACAGCCAGGAUAGUUCUGCCAAAGAUAUUCUGAAUCCCUUAUAUAUGGAAAAUUAUUCCGUGAAAAUAUGGGAAGAGGGAUUCAGAGGGCAGUUUGAGGAAAAGCUGGGAUCUUUAGAAGAUGGAGAGGUGUACUAUUUGUUGAACACUUUCGCUAAUAUGGCUCUUGCAAGAACUGAGAAGGAUAUGGAUUUCAUUCAUUCUGCCACUAUGGAUUUGUUGGAGGUUGGAUUUGUUAGUGAAGCCAGUCAAGAGAGUUGUUCUAAAUCAGCUAGAAUAUUAUUAACGCAUAUCACGUCAAAGUAUCCCCAUUUACUCUCCAAUAUUUUGAAAGAAGUGAAGGAUAACAUACAAAAAAUUGGCUCAUUGUCACUGUAUCUUUACGAAGAGUUACCAUUAUCUAUUUGGAAAUUCUCAGAAAAUGAUUUGGAAACCAUUUCCAGGUUAUUGUUGAACAACUCUAUUACAUCCAACGAGAAUAAAUUAUCGAGAAUGAUUUUAUCUAGGCUCAACUGGGACGAAAUUCCACAUGAUAUACAUUGUAAUGUAGCUUUACUGGUGGUUAAUGCUGUACUACAAGAACCAGGUAUCGAAAAUUGGGGUUGGCAAACAAUUUUGAGACUGAGACUUCAUAUCAGUGACAAAUCUUUCAAAGAAAUUGGAAGAAUUCAAGAAAUGGAACGAUAUAAUAUAUUGGUGAAAGGAGUGAGAGAACAACAACCCUUAGCAUUAUUUGUCACUGUGUUGAUGACUUCUUGGGGUCAUCUAGUACCACUGAUUUGCACAAAAGGAUUCUCCCAACUGCUGUAUCUGCAAACACAACAAAAACAUGAAGCUGUUCUUUUUACUCUCUAUUUGAUUGUUCCUCUAUUCAUCAACUGUCAAGAGUGUGUUAUAAAUUUGGAAAUAUUUCAAAAUAUUUUAAUGAAUUUAUUGAACGCAGACAGAGGAUAUAUUUCUAUGGCGAAAAGUUUGGUAUAUGCUCAGAAUACAGUUUUACAACAAUUUGGGAAUAUGGUUGAAACUCAAAUUGUGAACUAUACAUAUUAUGAUCUCGAUAGUCCAAGAUGCCUGGUUCGCUUAUGGAUCAAUUCACUAGUGUCUGUAACUGGUUGGAAUAAAGAUUCUGGUAUAUUGUAUCUUUUAGAUGUUAUUACAAAAACGGCUUUCAUGUACCAAGAUGCCUUAGAUGUCAUUUACAAUAUACUUCGAGAGCAACAAUGUGGUACGCCACAAGAACAGACUGGAACUAUAAGUUCGUUAUUAAAAUGGGUUUCUAGUACCAAUACCAAUGGUAGUUUGAUAUCCAAUUCACUUUCCAGUUAUACUUGGCUUGCUUACGUCAUGAUAUCUGUUGAACACGAGGAAAGAGAAAUUCGCACUGGAUUGUGGAGUGAAAUUCUUGUGCAGUUAACCAAACAGAAAGGCAAAGUAAAUGUUGAUCAAGCCAUAAAGAAAGCUUCCAGUGCUGUGAAGGUACAAUCUUUCACUUCUGGGUUCUUAUGCAUAUAUCGAUGGGCUCAACUAGCUCUAGAUACUGCUUUAGACCAUCCAUUGUUGCCUUUACUGUGGCAAAAAUUUUUCAGUUUAUAUCUAGCACGAAUUCCAAUUUCAAGUGAUGUAGAGAAAUGUUGUGUUGGUGAGAAAUUCUUUGAUGGUUACAUAAAUUUCGCAUUUCUGAAGAGAAUUAAGAGAAGACUUCAAGAAUCUGUUGAAUAUUUUGAAAGCAAAUUGGAUAGCAAGGAAGAGGAUGAUCAACAAGAAGACAGAAAACAAUUCAAUCAGGCAUGUCUGAAAGUAUUUCAGGCAUUCUCUUUGUGGCUUGAGGAACCUAGAUUACAAGAAAAUACGAUACUACUAAGAAGUUUACCACCACAGUACGAACCCAUACUAUUAACCUUCAUCAUGCAAGGAAGCAAGGUAUGUUAUAUAAAAAUAAUAACAAUUCACUAAUAAUAAAUGCGUAUUAUUAAUCUUCUACUGUAAAUGCGAAAUUCAUAUCUAAAAAU